CUCCGCUCUCCUUCCUCGCUCUCCUUCCUCGCCUGGCCUCCUGCCUAGCCAGCACCCCUCCGGGCCCCCAGCAGCGGUUUUGGAUGCUGCCCCUUAAACCGCGUGGUAAACCUGUUCCGUCCAGCGUCGCUUCGCGUUAAGAGGGUUUACAGGACCCUUAGGAUCGGGGAAGCGUACCUAGUGGGUAACCAGGUUCCCAGCAGGCACCGACGUGCUGCACGGUCGCGUCAGCUUCACAGCGAGGUCCCGAAGCCCAGCUGUUGGGAAAGCCUCCCCAUCCUCAGCCCUUGACAUUAAAAAUCAGACUUUUCCCUGAGAGCCACCGGGUUUCUGCGUUGCCCUCCUUCCUUGCCCUUGGUUCCUCUCCCUUGAAAGGAUCCCCCCACCCGCUUACUGGAAGCUUUAGGUCCCUUCAGGGCUCUCUUCCUGUUGGAGAGACCGCUUGUGCCUGCCCGGGAGUAGAGCGCAGUGUUACCGAAAUCUUGCCUUACUCACGACACUUGGCAGUCUUCAUCGUUUCUCCUCUUUUGGUUCAGUACUCACAGUGGAUAACGUCUGUCCCACCUGGGGAAACUAAGCGAAAGGGAAGGCACACAUGACUAUCACAGUUGGGACAGCUCCAAAUGGAAUCCAACUGGCAUGGAGAAUAAUCCGGUGUGGUUUAGGGAGAGUUGCUUAUAUUCUCUGAGCCUGUCUCUAAGAGGGAUGUUAGUUACCUUUAGCUCAGAACGAGGCUUCAGUGAGGUAAUGUGUAUAACCUUCGGUGUCUGAACUAUAUUAGAUGAUCAAUAGUUGUUCUCCUCUCCCUUGCCCUCUUUUGCUGGCUCCAUGUGAUAAGGGAGAGAGGUAAAGGAUGCCAGUGAUAUGUAGGGCAGGCAUGUGUAGUAACCGGCAAAAAAAUCCUAUGAGAAAGCAGUAAAUAGGUGUAAUAUCUGGGGAUGCGCAGCCAUACAAGCCGAAUCCAAACUUCCGAAAUAGUAACUUCAUUUCUUAUUAUUUUUUUUUUCUGAAGACCAGAGACCGUCUGGGGUUCAUGUGCUGUGAUUUCUGAUUGAUAAAUGUAAAUUGAAAUUGUCUGAGUUUGGAGAUCCAAAGUUGAAAUGUGCUUUGGGUUGAACUGGAAAGCAGAUUGACCAAAAUGUGUUUGCUCACUGCUAUUUUGUUGUGUUUUUCUUCUAGACCCAGCAUGAGUGAAUUUCCCUGUAAAAAACGUGAUGACUAUUUGGAAUGGCCUGAGUAUUUCAUGGCAGUGGCCUUCUUAUCGGCACAGAGGAGCAAAGAUCCAAACUCCCAGGUCGGAGCCUGCAUCGUGAAUGCAGAAAACAAGAUUGUGGGCAUUGGGUACAAUGGAAUGCCAAAUGGAUGCAGCGAUGACCUCUUGCCUUGGAGGAGGACAGCGGAGAGUAUACUGGAUACCAAAUACCCUUACGUGUGCCACGCCGAGCUGAAUGCCAUUAUGAACAAAAACUCAGCAGAUGUGAAAGGCUGUACCAUGUAUGUCGCCUUGUUCCCGUGUAAUGAAUGUGCUAAGCUCAUCAUCCAGGCAGGGAUAAAAGAAGUUAUUUUCAUGUCUGAUAAAUACCACGACAGCAAUGAGACAAGAGCCGCGAGGCUCAUGUUGGAAAUGGCCGGGGUUUCCUUCAGGAAAUUCACACCAAAGUGCAGCCAGAUUGUCAUUGACUUUGAUUCAAUUAACAGCAGACCGAGUCAGAAGCUCCAGUGACUUACAUCUCAUUAAGUCUCCAGAAGAUCGGAUUAUCCUCUUCUAAGAAGCUGCUAAUGCCUUUCAUCUUAAAGUUACACAUAACUUUUUAAUAGCCGGGACGGCAAAAGUCGACAUGUGAAGAAUGUAAAAGCUCAAAUCUUCCUGACUCGCGCUCCUGUCACGUGGAAUCUGCAUGUGUUGAAACUGUCGAUUCAGGGUGUAAAAUAAAGGAGCUGUGGGUGCGCACGGGGCUGGAGCGGGCAUCUCCCCUCCUGUCUCCUGGUUCGCUGGGACGCUGGUGGCUGCGCAGAAGGGCGUCAGCCGUGCGUCGUCCACUGCGUUUCACAGCCGCUCUUCAACGCCACGUGUGCUGGGAGGACAAAUAACUGUGGCUGUGUGCCUGCCGGGAUGAGCAGACACGCUGAUCUGAACAUCGGGCCCGAAUGAAGCAGCACAUGUAAUGCCCUUGGGGGAAGGAAAGGAGCCGCAAGACAGUAACAUUUAAGUGUUUGCUUUUGAGAGUUGAGGGGGCCCCCAGCCGCCCAGCCACCCGCCCAAAAGUCCUGGACGGGGUGCGCCUUCGUCCCGGCAGAUGAUUGCAGCUGAGCGGGCGUUCUUUCCCCGCUCUGCUGUCCUGCCUCCCACAGGGCGGUGCCGCGGUGUGCUUCUGCACGGUGGGGAGCUCUGUUGUUCGUGCUUCUUAUUCUGGCUUUGUGGGUGACACAGAGCUCUUACGUUAGUUUAUUUGAGUAAUGAGUCGUUCCCGGGGAAGGCAGCCCGUCGCCCUGCGUCGCCCCCAGGUCCACACCCUGCCCAGGGGCGGAGCCCCGCACCGCUGCUGCACGUGCCAGCACGGUUCAUUCCCAGGGCUGCUGUCUCCCGUCCUGUAAGUGAAAUGAACGUGAGGAGGUGUCAGUUCCGUCCAGAUCUGUUGGUGACAGGAGCUCACUUGCGCUCCUGGUGCCCUGCCUUCAUUGACACACAUCUCACCUUCCUAAUCACUUCGAUUUGGGGGAUGGGUAGCAGUGCACCUUGUCUUUAAUCUCACUUCAUUUUUAUUAAAUGUGCUCAGUACCUUC
This is a messenger RNA of Orcinus orca (killer whale), 2784 nucleotides long. RefSeq names its product dCMP deaminase (gene DCTD). The record is from RefSeq and is a predicted model, not a curated record. Lineage: Eukaryota; Metazoa; Chordata; Mammalia; Artiodactyla; Delphinidae. Gene Ontology annotation, molecular function: zinc ion binding; dCMP deaminase activity. Gene Ontology annotation, biological process: dUMP biosynthetic process; dTMP biosynthetic process. Bases 1139 to 1723 code for a protein of 194 amino acids. The transcript has 5 exons. Gene Ontology annotation, cellular component: cytoplasm.